UAUGUCCUUCUGCUUGCACCUCUGAAUUCUCCCAAGGCCAACUAGAGAUACAGUCCUGGGAUAGUGUGCAGCUCAGAGACUGCUCCUGAUGUUGCCUUUGCUUGUGCCAGAGCCCUGUAAAGCUGGGCUGGUUGCAGCAGACAUUUCAUCAGCUAUUGCUGUGGUUAGAUGUGUAGUCAGAAGUGUUCAAGCAAUUGCAACUUCCUGUCCCACUGUAUACUUUCAAAACCUUAUUUUCAGAACUCAGUUCAACCAUCUGCCUUUUCCUCCAUUUCUUUCCCAUGUCAAAAGGGGUCUGAAAUUGCACGAAAUGGCAAAAUUGAUUUUAGCCUUCACUGCUGUUCAGAGCUGAGUCUGGGCCUCCACAGCACCUCUACUCUCAUGGCAUCAGAGACCUGGCAAACUGCAGCAAGGAAGGAUGACUGACACCCCAAAUUGAGUAUUUUCCUCCAACUUAAUAGGCCUGCAAUAAUAGCUAUUAAUCCUCCCAAAAGAUCCAGAGUAAAGCAGGAACAAAACUGUCCUCAUAUUGUUCAAAUUAUUUUCUGUCUUGUUCCAAAUGAUGAGGGCUCUAAAAGAAAAGAAUUUGUAUCCACUGCAAGCACAGAAGACCUGAAAUCAGUUUCCAGAAUGUGACACACAGGCAGUUGCCAGCCUGAUCAAUUCAGUUCAAUAUUGCACCAAGUAUUUCAGGACUACAUGGCAUUCUCAGUGGAAAAUACUCAGCAGUCACAACUAAUUGAUAUUUCCAGAACUAUAGCAGUUAAAUCAUUUAGUGUUCUCUUGCAGCUUAUGUUCUCAUGCCCACAGCUCUGACAACAAGAGAGUUUGGCACUCUGUGUUCAUUAGAGUUGAACACAGCAGCUCAGCUUUCAGAUGAAAACACAUUAACAAUUGCAAAGUGCACAUUUUAUGCUUCAUCUUGUAUUUUCAUCUGAGAGCUCAGCCUUCCUCUAGAGUGGAAGCAGUGUUCCUAGUGAGAACCCUGUGGCCUGCAGGUCCACCUUUCUAAGAGCAAGAGCAUGAAAGAUGUCUAGCUUGAUUGAAGGCAUAUGUACAAGCUUGUCUUAGUGGAACAGACAAAGCCUGUUUCCACUCUCUGCGGUGUCUAUUCUUCUGUUUAUGUGGGACUACUAAAUUUUUCUUAUGUAAUUUGCAGGUGUACAAAAACAGUCAUUGCAAAAAUUCAUUAUUUCAAGGCAUAGGUGCAAGCAUUAGUGUUUAUAUUUAUAAACAAUGGAAACCAGUAAAAAACAUAAUCUUGUGCUGUCCUACACCUUUUAUGUUUUGAGGACAGCAAGUAACACGGUCCCCUUUCAGCCAUGGCUGUAGCUGCCUGUGAUGGCACCUCUGCUGCAGGCAGGAGGGAUUUGUGCUGUACCCAUUCUCUCCAGGAACAGAAGGCCUUUGGAUGAUCUAGUAAUUGGGAACUAGCAUUGAGUUAAUAAUUAAUUAAACUGAAUUCUAUUACAAUUGGAGGGAAGGGGAGAGGAGGAAGAAAAUGAGAUGGAUCUGGGUAAACAUCACACAAUAGAAUUAAUGACAGGCACAUUAGGAUGCAGCAGAAGCCCAGCCUCCAGAUCCCUAAUUCAUCACAUGCUGCUGGAAAACACCAGGCGAGCAGAGGGGAAAGAGGCUGAAGUUACUAUCCCAUACACAUUUCAACAGGAGCAUUCAGACCAAAUCAGCUUGUAUAAGAAGAUGUGUUAAGCAGUUUAUUCUCUUGGCAGAGAUUCAAGUAGCUUAUUUCUGAAGAAUGGCAUUGAGUGACCUCCUUUACCCAGAUAAUCCCAAGAGAAAGCAAGAACUGAUCCAUCUGCACCAGGAAUUGCUUGACUGUAUGUCCACAAAUUUCCAUGCAACAAAUGAGCUGGCUGGAGUGCUGAAUGAGCACCUGGGCUGCACUAUUACCCCCAUUGAGAUGAGAGAGAGCAGUACAGUCAAGGAAAACUGUGAGAUUAUCAUUCAAGUGAUGAGUGAGAUUCAGCACCAGGUGCAGAAGAUUGACAGUGACAUGAAGGACAAGCUCGAGCCAGUGCUGUACCAGAAGCUAUAUGAUAUCAAAGAGCCCGAGCUAGAGAAAAUUGCAAUAGCCCAGAGAGUUUUUUCCAUUAUUUUUGGAGAAGCAACUUCAACAGCUGCAAUGGUAGCCAUCAAACUUCUUGGCUCCGAUCAUUUAACUCUCACUGUGAGCAAGCUCAUCGGUGUCCUUGCGCAGAUUGGGGCCUCUGUUCUUGGGGGAGUUAGCAUUACCAUCAUUGGGCUGGGCCUGGAGAUGAUUCUCCAUGCCAUCCUGGGAGCUGUGGAGAGAAGCCAGCUUCUGACAGCUGUGAGGAGCUAUGAGAAGCACCUGGCUGAGUUUAAAGCAGCCUCAGAAAAGUACCAGCGUGCCAUACAUGAAGUGACUUCUUUGGUGAGACAGCAAGUUCAGUAAAUGAAGGUGGAGUUCUCUCUUCUGCUGUCACAGCAGCUGCAGCAGCUUAUGCCUGCAGAAACCUUUUUGAUUCAUUAUGACAAACAAACUACUAAUGGCUUUUUAUUUUCUUAUUUGUGGCAGCAGAAGAAGAAAAGUGACAGUUCAGGGAACUGGCACUGAAAUACAUUAAUAGAGAACUGGUUUACAGGUGUUUUGGGGGGCAGUGUUUCAAAUACUUUGCACCUUUCCUUAAGCUUAUUUUCUGGGAAGCACAGUAGGUAACCUUGAACUGUAAUUCAUACUGGAGACAAUGAUACAGACUGCUGAACUGGUAGUGGUGAGAAGGUGUGUUUCUGUAUCAAAGAUGACAACACAAUGGGAGAAAACAAUUUCAACAAGGCAAAGCAUCUGGAAGCUUUAUGAAGACAUCUGUGGUUGCUAAACCCUUACUGUGGUUUAGUGCUUAAUCUGAUAGACUGAAUUCAAUUACAAGGACUAGCUGAAGCAUAUUUAACUGCUAUUUUCUGCCCUCCUAAGGAGCCAGCAAGAGAUCUUCUUUAAAUAAACUCUAAUCCCAGUAGAUUGGCAAGUAAGAGAAGCCUGGGCCUACAUGCAAACAGACACAACCUUGCUGCACCACUGAGAGAAACCAGCUGCAGCAUUCUGGGUAUGCCUGGCCAUGAAUAACCUCUUGUGCUUGUAAUGCUCUGCUCCUGCCAACCCACAUGUAAAAGUUUCUGUGCAAAGUUGCUCUUUUGUUGAUUGGGGUGGGAUAUUACACAUGUACAAGUGCUGUAGGAUUGCAGCCCUAUUAAACGAAAGUUAUUUUCAAGCGCUUUACCUGAUCCCACCAAUGUGGGACUGCCAAGAACGUGCUCAGAUUCUGCAUUUCACAAUAUGCCACCAACUGUCCUUAUUUUUCAGAUUUUAAAACCAAAGCUGGAAGAAAGAACAUUAUUUGUAGUGUCUUGCUCUGAUUUGCUGUGAAUUGUUUUUUCUUGAUCUUAGAAAAAAAGGUAAUUUAAGAAUUAAUAAAAAUGUACAUGAGUAUUGGAA
Messenger RNA from Agelaius phoeniceus (red-winged blackbird), 3472 nucleotides. RefSeq names its product single-pass membrane protein with coiled-coil domains 3 (gene SMCO3). Lineage: Eukaryota; Metazoa; Chordata; Aves; Passeriformes; Icteridae. The record is from RefSeq and is a predicted model, not a curated record.